Pomacea canaliculata is the source of this 2012-nucleotide messenger RNA. RefSeq names its product E3 ubiquitin-protein ligase TRIM33-like. Bases 179 to 1417 code for a protein of 412 amino acids. The transcript is spliced from 4 exons. Gene Ontology annotation, molecular function: zinc ion binding. NCBI's taxonomy places the organism in Eukaryota, Metazoa, Mollusca, Gastropoda, Architaenioglossa, Ampullariidae. The record is from RefSeq and is a predicted model, not a curated record.
GUUAGUCAGUGACUCUAUGUAACAUCUUCUAUCUAUAGCCAUCAACAUCAACAUACACCAGUCUACUCACUCGAGAAUUCCCAGUUGAAGCGAACGGUCAGCUUCCUGGUACACUCCAGUAACUUGUUCAACUGUUGAAGGGAGGAUAAACAAUUUCGCUUGUUUAUUGGAUUCCAAGAUGGCUGAGCCACACGAAAGAGAGUGUGCUGUGUGCACGAACAACUUCACGACACCAAAGAUUCUACCCUGUGGUCAUCUCCUAUGUCGAGAAUGUGUCAUUUCCUGGAUGGAUUCCAAACGUGAUGCCGGGUGUCCGCUGUGUAGAUGUCCUAUAGUCGAGCAGUCAGAUGGAAGUUCGUCCGACACUGUUGACGCCCUACCGACAGACUUUGUGAUGGAAGCGCUGGUGGAGAGUGCUCGUGUGCUGAGUAAAGAUCACCUUUGUUGUGUGUGUGAGGACGUCAGGGCGGACUUCAUCUGUAUGCAGUGUCAGGUCCUGUUGUGCUCAUCGUGUACAAAGGCUCAUAAAAAGCUUCCGGUGACCCGCAGUCACGAUGUGGAGAGUGUCAGCACUGUGACACCUGAACGUCUGGCUGCCAGCCGCCCUGCACUGUGUGCUGACCACGGCGACAAACAGGCGGAGUACUUCUGCCGCGAACACCGCCUCGCUGUCUGCUCAGCCUGUAAGGCUAAUAAACACACAGUAUGCCCGGAAACAAACUAUCUUGACGAUGAAAUAGAGACAGCUCAAAAUUCACUGAACGACUUGACAAAGAUUCUGGUAGAAGCGGAGCGGAAACUAGAGCAGGCUAUAGGUCAGCUGACGUCACGUCUACAGGAAGUUGAUGUCAGCGAACAAGAAUGUAUGGCGAAGGUAGACAAAGCAUGUGACCAUCUUCAGGAGAUAGUGGAAGAUUUCCGUAAGAAUUUGAAGGAAAAGACCUGCACGUCACAUCUCAAAAUCAGGAAUACAUUAGGUGACGUCAAGACUGACCUUAGCAACCGUCUCGGGAAGGUGACGUCACACAAACACAUUGUGACGCGAGCGGUGGCUGUGUCACCACGUCCUGCACUAAUACCCAUGACACAGGCUCUGACAGACAGGGUCAAAUGCCUUGACCUUAGCGCCGACUUGCAACAAGAUGUGUGGGUGAAGCCCUUGUCAGGUACAGAGGGUUGUAAACAAGUUGUGAGACGGAUACAACAGGAUCUACUCUUGUUGGAGGAGCAGUGGACAGAGGCAGAGCAGACGGUAGACAGUUUGCGUUUGAUGUCGGCUGCUGAUACGAGUAGAGGGUUUCUACCUGUGCAUGCAAUAAACUGGCAGAAUAUGUGUGGACACUUUGUAAGCCCCAUAAACUCUUCCAUUGGACGAAGGCAGAUCAUGGUUUUGCCUCGAAAAGGCGGAUGGUGGUGACUCAGAGUAUAUCAGACAAAGUAGGAUUAACCAGAUGCAAAAAAGUUUAACGCAGUGUCAAAAUCAUAUUAUUUGACCAAAAAGAAUAUGCUAAUUAUAAACAUCACAAUCGUAAUUGGAGAAAAAAAAAAGAUCCCGGUCCUGCUACGUUUUCUUUUUUAAGGAUUUUUACACUGCUAUUUUGCAAUAUUUUUUAUGUCAUCUUAAUAAGCGUCUAUAACAAAAACAUACAAAGUUUGAUAAUCAUUAGAUAUUAUACAACAAUAUUAUCUCUAGUUUUAAUUUUUAUGCACAUUACCUUUUUAUUAUAUAUGCAAAUUAUGAAUGUGUUUAUUGUUUCUACCUCCUAUAUGUUCAUGCAUUAAGCUUUACGCAGAAUAUUUACGCCAUGUACAAAUAAAACACCUGUAAUAUUCAUCCUCCCUUUUCUGUCCUCCUUGAAGCAAGUAGGUACAUAAUUUGCCCUUUAUAUAUUUCAGAAAUGGUAUUUGGUUCUGAACAAACACAAAGCACACUCAGAACCUGUAAAGUUGUAUAUUUUGUUUCCUAGGAAGGUCAUCAGAAUGUUGAAAAUACAUAAAAAAUCGUCAACUUG